UCGUCCUCAUAAAGCAGCAGCAGCUUCCUCCUCCUCUCUUCCUCCUGGAUGGUUCCAGCUCCAUCAUGUCCUCCGUCUGCUCUCUGCUCCUCCAGGUUGUCGUGGCGACGCUGAGCUGCUCAGUGUUCAACGCUCAGAUCUCCUGCAGGAACGAAGCUGGAGAUCCGGUGGAGUGGUUCGUCUUUUACAAGCUUCCCCGCCGGCGGGUCCUUGAGGAGGGCAGCGGGGUGGAGUACAUGUACCUGGACUCUGAAGGACCAGUCUGGCAUAGGAGCCGCUUCCUGAUCAACUCCAGCCAAGGAGCUGUAGCCGAGACCCUGAACCAGAUCUACAAAGGACAGGCCUACAGGUCCAACAGCUCCGUCUACGCAUUCUACAACGAUGGACCUCCGGUUCUGGAUUACGUCAAAGGAUUCGGACACAGCAAAGGAGUUCUGCUCUUUGACGACUCUCAAGGCUUCUGGUUGUCGCACAGCGUUCCUCACUUCCCCUCGUUCCCUGAGAGAGGCUACAUUUACCCGUCCUCUGGGAAGGUCAACGGUCAGACUGGUCUGUGUGUGACGUAUGGUUAUGACCAGUUCAUCCACAUAGCCCAGCAGCUGGCCUUUGUUUACCCACGCUUCUACAACUGCUCGGUGCCUCCUGCGUUCGUGUCCGACCUGCCAGAGCUGGUCCAGCUGUGUGGAGGAAUCAAACCUCCGCUGGACAAAGACAAGAGUGUGAAGUUCCUUUUCUCCACCCGAUGGACCAAGUUCAUCAGUUUUGUCAAAUCUGAGCGCUUUGUGGACGACAUCUACACCGGCUGGGCGGCUCAGGUUCUGGGAGUCGACCUUCUGGUGCAGUCGUGGCAGAGACAGGGUCACGAUCUGCCCUCCAACUGCUCGCUGCCUGAACACACCAUGAACAUCAAGCGGGUCCGGCUGCCCGGCUCGGUCCUGUUCCUGUCCGAGCACGACCACUCCAAGUGGUGUGUGUCCGAGUCCUACGGGGACGACUGGACCUGUCUGGGGGACCUGAACAGGGAGAGGGCCCAGCUGUGGCGUGGUGGAGGACUGAUCUGCCUCUACAACUACCAGCUCCACCAGGCCUUCAGGGAGGCCGUGGACUGGUACAUCGGCUGCUGAGCGACAGGAAGACGACUGGGACCUGCUCAGCCUUCCAUCCAGAUGUUUGGAUCUGUUUUACAUCUGGAGGCCGGUGUGAAAUGUUUUGAUUCUGAUAAAAAGGACUCAGCAAACUGUGAAGAGCACAUGAACGCAUCCAGCUUUAUCCCUUCAUCUUAUCGGAGCUUCUCCAAGUUUCUGAGAUUUCUGUAUUUGACAUUUCUCUGCACCUGCAUUCACAAAUAAAUGAAACGUCGUCUCCUGGAAAUAAACAGUGGGUUAAAAAGUCAUCAAAAAUAUAACAAACAGGCAAACAUGAAGACAUGCAAAGACACGACACAAGAGUGGAGCAGAAGAACUAAAUGAUCAAGUUCUAGGAAAAGUUCAAAUGUCAACAAGGUGGCUCUUUUUAACCCUCGUGUCGUCCUGCAGACCAAACUGACCCAUUUAAAAGUUUGAAAAUGUGGGAAAAAAUAUAUUUUCACAGUGACACUUCUGAUGUCCACAUUUUCAACAUUUUUUGGUGAAAAAAAAAUGUUAAAAAUGUUUAAGAACAUUCACAAAAAAACCAACCAAAAUCCAGCGAAAUUCGCUGGAUUUUGGUUGGUUUUUUGUGAAUGUUCUUAAAGAAAAUAUUAGAAGUUUUACUGAUAUAUAUGGAAUCACUUUAGAUACUUUUAGGAUUUUUUCAGAAUAUUUUUAUCCAUUUUUUUGAAAAUACAAGAGUUUCCUUGACAAAUUUGAGGGAUUUGUUUUAAAUAAAACUUUUAAGGGAAACUUAAGGAAUUAUUGGACUUUUCUUUCUGUAGUUUUUGCAAAUUUUCAAAAACAUUUGGGUAAUAUUUUUGUUGAAUUUUUGGAUAUUUUCAGACAAGGAAACUACAUUUUUGGUGCCUGUAAAUUAAGAUAACAGGAGGGUUAAACCGGGCAAAAUGGUAACUGAUGCUGCACAGCUGUCCUGCUCCAGGGAGGUUCUGCUCAGAGUUUGGGAUUUAAUUCGACUAAGUCUUGUCCGAGCAGAUCCUCAGCUGAGAGAAAAUGUUUGAGCUGCAGACCUGUUGAGCUGAACAACAUCGUGCAGUUAAAGCACAGUCUGUUUAAAUGAGCACAGUAUGUUCAAGUGCUAUAAGCACUGUAGUUCAGUUCACAGCACAGUGUGUUCAAGCGCUACAGAAGUGCCAGUAAAGCCCAGACAGCAUGAAUCUAUCGGUCUUAGAGCCAGCGUCGUAUAUGAGAGCAUCUUCCCUGUUAGGUUUUUACAGGAAAUGGAAACUGCUUUUGGUCUUCAAUAGUUCCUUGUCUAAACGUUGUGUCCCUGAUCUUUAUAAAACAUAUGUGUGAAUACGCUAUUCAAGAUACCUGUCAUUUAAAAAACGAUUGUGUCUGAACAACUUCUACAUGUACCAGAGUUUCUGCAGGUUUCACAGCGCUGGGUGGAAAUAUCUGGGACAACUCUGCAGUCAUUUUCAUCUUAUUUUUUAAAUAGAAGAUUCUGUAUCACAA
Molecule: messenger RNA, 2606 nt
Organism: Acanthochromis polyacanthus (spiny chromis)
Lineage: Eukaryota; Metazoa; Chordata; Actinopteri; Pomacentridae
Product: deoxyribonuclease II beta
Exons: 6
Coding region: 66-1124 (352 amino acids)
Biological process (GO): apoptotic DNA fragmentation
Molecular function (GO): deoxyribonuclease II activity
Source: RefSeq, a predicted model, not a curated record